Messenger RNA from Condylostylus longicornis, 4409 nucleotides. RefSeq names its product interference hedgehog (gene boi). Gene Ontology annotation, cellular component: axon; plasma membrane. NCBI's taxonomy places the organism in Eukaryota, Metazoa, Arthropoda, Insecta, Diptera, Dolichopodidae. Bases 274 to 3069 code for a protein of 931 amino acids. Gene Ontology annotation, biological process: cell-cell adhesion; axon guidance; nervous system development. Gene Ontology annotation, molecular function: protein binding. The transcript is spliced from 8 exons. The record is from RefSeq and is a predicted model, not a curated record.
AAUUAAAAUAAUAAAGUGUGAAUCUAUAAGAAAAAUUUUUAGUCGAGAUGAAUUAAGAUAUGUAUACGAAACAUAAGUAGUUUAUUUAAUAAAAAAUAAAUUUUUUGAUUUUAAGAUCGCAAUCAAAUAGACAUUUUUUUAAGGGACAAAGCAAAACUUAGAUUUUUCAGUUUAUAAAUAAGAAAAAUUUGAUGUCUAAAAUUUUAAAUGAAAGUAUUGUAGAAAUUAGUUUUGUUAUUUCAAAAAUUCUUGAAAAAAGAUUAUUGCGCAACCAUGGUUAACCUUUUGAUACAAAGACGCAAAUCUAAUUCAAAUACCUCGAUUAUUUACAUAUAUAUUUUUGUCCAAAUUAUGCACCUUACAUGUUCUUUGCCUUCAAAAACAAAUGAUACAAAAUUUGGUGUUUGGAUGGAACGUUCUCCGGAGUCAACUGUAGCACCAAAUGGUGACGAAGUGUUAUUUGAAUGUGAAAUUAAUAUAAUUCCGGAUAAUAUAGAAUGGAGAUUCCGUCACGUUUCUGUUUCGAAUGAUUUUCAUGGAUAUCAAAUAAUGAGUGGAAAUAAUAUUACAAAUGAUGAUAAUAUGUCGAAACUACGCAUAUAUGUUUCACCUGAAACCAUUGGUGAAUACCAAUGCGUUGCUUGGUUUGGUACAUCAGCUCUAGCGUCCGUAGCAGCUCAGUUAUCUUUGGCUACUAUAAAUGAAAUAUACAAAAAUGAUGUCUUAAGGAAUUAUCAAAAUCCUGAUGAAGCUUCAAAGUGGAAAGUUGCACCGAAAAAUAGCCUUCUUAUUAAGUGUGGAUCAAUUGUAUCAAAUCCAGCACCAGUAUGGAGUUUUUAUAAAAACAACAUACCUGUGAUACCAAUUGAUUCUAAUUGGCCACCGGGGUCUUUGGUCCUAAAUAAUGUAACUUCAAAAGAUACCGGUAUUUAUUCCUGCUCUGCAAUGAAUUCAAUUACCGGCCAAGAAAUAAAAUUGAAACACACCAUUGACCUCACAGUUGAUUACACACAAAGAAUGCCCCCAUAUUUCUUAACACAACCCGCGACUAAAGUUUUGGCUCAUCCAGGUCAAACAAUAGUGUUGGAAUGUCCUGGUGUAGGAAAUCCAAACCCCAAAGCAGUGUGGAGCAGUCCAAAAAUUUUUAGCAGUUAUACACCCAAUAAUAGAACAACAAUAUUUCCUUAUGGCCUGCAGAUAAUUGAUGUAAAGCCUGAGGACAAUGGAACUUAUACAUGUCGACUCGAUAACGGACUUUUACCUGUUCUAGUUCAUGUGGUUAAAUUGCAAGUUUUACAAAAACCAACCAUAGUUAGAGGCCCAGGCCUUUCUUUAGCAAACGAGUCUUUUCCGUGGGAAUUAGAAUGCCAGGCAAAAGGAACUCCUCCGCCAGUUUUGUAUUGGAUGAUCAACGGAGUGGACACCAGGACUGAUAGUACGAUUACUCAUCAUGAAGGUAGUAUUAUCAUAUCAAAUAUGAAAAAGGCCUACGCUGGAAUAGUUCAAUGUUUUGCCAAAAAUGAUGCAGGAGAGACCGUUAACAGCAAUUUGCUUCAAGUUAAUCCUACACAAGUAAAUUCAUCAAUUCUUGGACAAUUUCCAACUCAGUCGAUCUUAGAGCAUAGGCCUACCAAGAAGAAAAAACAUAAAAGUCCAACUAUGAUUCCACCAAAUAAACCAAGUGUUUCCCGUUUAAGUGAUGACUCCGUAAUGCUACGUUGGUCUGUUCCAAAAAACGAUGGUUUAGAAAUUACGUUCUUCAAAGUGCAAUACAAAAUGCUUGAUAGAUCCAAGACAACAUCACGCGGUAAUUGGGAAACAACAAAUGAAGAAAUUUCUUUUGGAAAACGCGAUAACAAAGUUAAAAACUUUACAAUUCCCGUUUCUGGACUACAACCUGAUCGUUACUAUAGAUUUCGAAUUCUCGCUGUUUAUUCUAACAAUGACAAUAAAGAAGGGCCAAGCACUGGCAAAUUUCUUCUGCAAAGUGGUGAAACUCUUGGAAAAGAUAAGGGUUAUUUACCAGCCCCUGUUCUGUCAACUGUUGAAGGAAUAUCCGAAAACAUAAUAUUAUUAAAUUGGGAUUACCCAGAUAAUAUUUACAUUGAGGGAUUUUAUGUUCAUUAUAGAUCAGUCUUAUCAGCUGGAGAAUAUACCAAGCAGACGGUGGAAGGUAUGAGAACUAGAAAAUUCAAUGUAGACAACUUGGAAGCAAAUACCGCUUAUGAGUUUAAACUACAAAGUUUUACUCUAUCGGCAGCUUCAGAUUUUAGUUCAAUACUUACAGGAAGAACAACAAGAAUAACUACCUCUCCACCUUACAUUAAGAAUAUUAAUAUUGUACCAGAACAUCAAACCAUUGAGAAACAAAGUUACUUUAUAAUUAUUGCUGGGACAGCUGGCGGCAGCGCACUAAUUUUAUUAGCUGUAGUACUUUUAUUUGUUUUAUAUAGAUGGAAAAAAAGUGAUCUUCAAAAUGAAGACAAGCCACGUAUAGAUCACAUUCAAGCUGAUGGUCAUUUAGUGCCCUCUAUGCAUAAAAAUAAUCAUAGGUUAAACGGAGUAAUGAACAUAACCCCAAAUCCUUUAGCUCACGACGGAGAUAAAAUACAACAUCAAAGAGGCUCCUCACCUUAUCAUCAUUUUAAUAAGGCGAGUUCAAAUUCAACCAACUCCCCCACAAUUUUGCAUAAGCAGCUUACAAACAAUCACGCAAAAAAAACUAGUUCUCAAUAUAAAAGUUCUUUGAACAAUAUUGCUAUUCAAGUACCUAUUACACCAGACUUUAAUCGUAGAAUAUUAGAUAAAAGCAAUCGUAGCUUACAUUACUCUCCAUCUCCCCCAGUGUAUAAUAACGCUCUGCCCAUAGAAAAUUUAACUAAUAGAGUUCCUUCAUUACGAAUUAAUCUUACACGGCACACUUCUUGCAAUGAAAAUGUUGGAGCUCCUGGUAGUCCUCAGAUACGAAAAUCUCCAAAAGGAAUUCGCCAAACACAUAUUGUUCGCAAUCAUACGAGUAAUUUAAGUAAAAAUAUGUCUUCCGGAAGUCUCAAUAGCAUAGAAGUUUAAAUUAUUAAAUCUAAUAUAUUAUAUUUAUUAUAGACAAUGUUUUAAUAGUUUUAAGAUUAAAUUUGCCAUGGUACGAAACAUAAGAAAAGUAUUUUCUUAUGGCAUUUUAUUGCUAUAAAUUAGCAUUUAGAAAAUUAAUAGAGAUACGAGUAUAACGUAAAAAGAAGAACAAGUAAAUUUGCACAGUUUUAAUCUUUGUUGUUGUUGGCUUCUACUUUUACCCGUAUAUUUUACUGCAAAAAAUUAAAUCCAAAAAACUAAUUUAACACAAUGUUAUUUUAAACAAUUUUUCGUUUAUAAACUUGCAUCUUGUGUAUUUCUGAAAAUGCUGCUCUUAAGGUAAGAACUAUAAAGCUACAAUUAAUUUGCACAUAAAGUGCUAAAAGUUUGCAUUUUAUUUUUUCUUAUGUAAAUUUUUUUCAAAAACACCAUUAAAAUAUUUUGAAAUCUGAACUCUCAUUUGAAAUAUUUGUGAAUAAAUAGGAGCCACCGCAAUUUAAACUUAAAAAAUAUAGCAAAAACUAUUGUUUUUCUUUAUAUGUAGGGAAAAUAUCUCAAAUAUAAUUAAGUUAUAUUAAUAUAAAUUGAUAUGCAAAUUUUCAUAGUGUAUUUCAAUUGGAAAAUUGUAUUAUGCACAAAAUUUUACUAAUUGUAUUUUUUUUUUUAGUUUUGAAUAUUGCAAUGAUUGAUUGUUAGUUAGAACCUUUAUUAUUAAUAAAUUAAAAAUAAUUAUUUCCAAAAGACAAUACAAAUCGACUGAUUAAGUUAACGGUAAUCUAUUGAAUAUUAAAUAAAGGACAUGACUUAUGCAUGUACAUAUGUAUUCAUUUACAAAUUUUUAAAAUAAAAUAUUUUAUUACAAAACAAAGCUAAUAAGAUUGUUCUAUUAUUAUUAUUUUUAAAUAUAACAUCUUAUUUAAUGUAGUUGAAUAUAUAAAAUAAUAGUUGAAGCCGUACACACAUGCAGUAACGACAUUAUAAAUCAAUAAGAAUUGAAAACUUUGUAUGCAGUAAAGAUAUUUGACAUACCCUAAAUUUUUUUAGUUUAACCUAUAUGCAUCUUGAAAUCGACUUCAAACGGAUUUCGAAUUAGCGUUUAUGUGAGCGCUACUUAACUUGAAAUUUUAAUUCAACUACUCGAUUCGCCAUAUAAACAAAGUAAAAGUUGCAGUUUUAACAAACGCGACAUAGUGAAAGUGGAACAUAUUUGGUUAUCAAGUAAGUUGUCAAUUUAUAAAUAGUAUAACCAAGUCUUUAAAUAAAACAAAUGUAUUAAUUAGACUUUAAUAUGUGUAUUUGCAAAUCAAUAAAAACUAGUUGUUAAGACGGCUUUUUUACUC